AUGACGACGUCUGCUGUGUCAAAUAAAUCGUCAUCAUCUGACGCCUCAGGUGAAACGGUCAACACGAUGGGCCCAGGCAAUGUCAGUAACUUCUACUGUCAUUUUCAAGAAGAUUUUAAAUACAUUCUGCUUCCAGUCAGCUACUCACUUGUGUUCGUGUUUGGCCUGGCACUUAAUUUCACAGCGGUAUAUGUUAUUGUGUUCCGCACAAAACGCUGGAACCCCUCCACUAUCUACAUGUUCAACCUAACAGUGUGUGACACGCUUUACAUCCUCACACUGCCCUUCCUCAUUUACUACUACGCCGUUAAAAAUGACUGGCCCUUCGGAGAACUGUUCUGCAAGCUCAUACGCUUCCUCUUUUAUACCAACUUAUAUGGUUCUAUUCUAUUCCUGUGCUGUAUCAGCCUUCAUCGCUUUGUAGGCAUCUGCUAUCCAGUCCGCUCCUUGAAGUGGAUCAGCGCUGGUCGAGCCAAACUGGUGUCAGUGGCUGUUUGGGUCUGUGUUUUAUUCUGCCAGGCACCUAUUCUUUACUUCUCAAGAAUGAGGGAUGUGACCACAGAGAGGAUUUGUUAUGACACAACCAGCCCGGAGUUCUUCGACGACUUCUUGGUGUACAGCUCGGCCGUGACGGUGUUCAUGUUUGUGCUGCCCUUCAUGGUCCUGUUAGUGUGUUAUGGCUUGAUGGUGCAGAAGCUUCUGGAGCCCAGUUGGGGUAGCGAUACUUUAGCACAGGGUGGUGGAGCAGACCAAGAAGCCAUUCCCACGAAGCAGAAAUCAGUCAAGAUGAUCAUCAUCGUGCUGGCAACCUUCAUGCUUUGUUUCCUGCCGUUUCACCUCACCAGGAGUCUGUAUUAUUGUUUCCGAUAUCUGAGACAGUUCAAUCCUGCACAGGUCAGCUGUUAUUUGCUGGAGGCAUCCAGUAUUGCAUAUAAAGUGACCAGACCAUUUGCUAGUGCCAACAGCUGCAUGGAUCCAAUCCUUUACUUUUUAGCUGGACAGGAUGCCCGCACUAAUCUCACCAGGAAGAAAAUGUUCCUCAGAAGACAAGAUGAGAGUGAAGGAUGGUCGUUAGAACCCACACAGCAUGGGCAUCGCCAGACAUAUUUAACUGGGGCACGUGCCCAAGUAUCAGUCUGCAGCGGCCCAGUAUAA
This is a messenger RNA of Nerophis lumbriciformis (worm pipefish), 1155 nucleotides long. NCBI's taxonomy places the organism in Eukaryota, Metazoa, Chordata, Actinopteri, Syngnathiformes, Syngnathidae. The record is from RefSeq and is a predicted model, not a curated record.